CUGUGUAUACUUAGAUUAUACAAUGUUUUUGACUAAGUGCUGGCCCUAUUUUAUAUAUAAUCGCCAAAGUGAUUUAUUGGGGCAAAGAGACCUAAUACUAAGACCGAGCCGGUCCAUGGUCCAAUGACAUGCACACCUAUUGCGUGUCGUGACCGCGCUCCCUGCACAGUGAACGCGCACAGCUUGGUCACCGCUGCUACCAGGCUACUACAGACAUGGCUGCCUUCAGCAAGAUACCGCACAACUGCUACGAGAUCGGUCAUACGUGGGACCCGUCGUGUGUGCGGUCUGCUGUGGCAGUAACCAGGGGAGCUCUGGAGGUCUCCUUCAAGAUAUACGCCCCGCUUUAUGUGAUAGCAGCCAUCCUAAGGAGAAAGAAGAGAGAUUACUAUAUUAAAAGGCUUCUUCCUGAGAUCCUAUGGUCUACCUCUUUCCUCACUGCCAAUGGAGGUCUCUACAUUGUUUUCUUCUGCAUUCUCAGGAAACUGUUUGGAGGAUUCUACUCCUGGUCAUCUGGUUUUGGUGCAGCACUCCCUGCCUCAUAUAUCGCCAUUCUUAUUGAGCGCAAGAGCAGGAGAGGCCUGCUGACAAUAUACAUGACAAACCUGGCCACUGAGACCUUGUUCCGCAUGGCAGUGACACGAGGCAUCAUCAAGCCCCUGAAACAUGGCGAGGUGCUCUUGUUCUGUUUAACUGCAUCGCUCUACAUGUUCUUCUUCAGGUGUAAAAAUGGUCUCAAUGGCUUUGCAUUUUCUGCAUUAAAGUUCAUUGUUGGGAAGGAAGAGAUUCCCACUCACUCAGUCUUGGCAGAGCAAAAUUAUCCUAAGCCCCCAGAAAGGAUAGCUGCGAUAGAAACUGAGGAGUCACAGGGGUCAGCAGAAAGUCCUGCAUCCAGGAGGAAAACACUGCUUGCUUUUACCAGAGAGCUGCUAGAGUCAAUAUGCAAGCGUGGCCCCAGACAUAGAUGUUGUAAACAUUACCAGGACAACUGCAUUUCCUACUGUGUCAAAGGUUUUGUCAGGAUGUUCAGUGUGGGCUACCUGAUUCAGUGCUGCCUUAAAGUGCCUGCAGCAUUCAGGCAGAUGUUCUCCAAACCCUCUCGGCUCCCCUCUCUCUUCUACAACAAAGAGAACUUCCAGCUAGGGGCCUUCCUCGGCUCUUUCGUCAGUAUCUACAAGGGAACAAGCUGUUUCUUACGUUGGGUGCGUAACCUUGACGAUGAACUCCAUGCACUCAUAGCUGGUUUCCUGGCUGGUAUCUCAAUGUUCUUCUACAAAAGCACAUCAAUAUCCAUGUACCUGUUCUCUAAGCUGGUGGAGACCAUGUACUUCAAGGGCAUUGAGGCCGGCCACUUCCCUUACUUUCCUCAUGCGGAUACAGUCAUAUACGCCAUCUCUACUGCCAUCUGUUUUCAAGCUGCUGUGAUGGAAGUGCAGAACCUCAGGCCAUCAUACUGGAAGUUCCUCCUGCGGUUAACUAAGGGCAGGUUUGCUCUGAUGAACCGACGGGUGCUAGAUGUGUUUGGGACCCAGGCCUCCAGGGACUUUAAAGGUUUUGUGCCCAAACUGGACCCCGGUUACACCACUGUGCCCAGCCAAACAGUGCUUCCACCUGGAGCCGACAUCCAACUGGGUUGAUUUGGGACCAGGCCCAGAUUACAGGGGCAGGGGGGUGGGAUUACUUACGAAAAUCCCACCAACACCCUCGGCCUCAGGGUAACUUGGAAAGAAAGCGGACAGCUUGGCAUUAAUAUGGAGCAGCUUGAGGAUUCUUUUUACAAGUGUUAUAGCAGCUCAGAAAUGGUGAUUUGGUGUAAUCAAAUGGGAUAUGACCAUAACAAGCAAAGAUGUGUCCAAAGCAGGCUGUCUUGAAUGGUGUCUGUGAUGUGCCUAGCACAUGCACACUUACAAAUUGUGAUUGAACGUAUACAGAUAACUGCUAAAAUAAAGCAAACACCAGAGUUCCUGAAAAAUGCCAAGUAAGUUGAAAGAAGGUGAGAUGCAUUUUUAAGUUGAUGUGAAACCUGUGGGAAUGCAAGGAAAAUACCAAUAAUUGCAAAGCUGUCAGUAUUACCCCAGAGUGAUUAAUUUGUAAAUAUUUGUAAGAAUUUUGCAGGAUAACAUCUACAGGGCACAUUGUAGUAAUAAUAGUUACAUUUGUGCAGCACUGAAGACAGUGAUAAAUCAUUAAAUGAACCUUCAUAAAACAUGCAAAGUGAAUCCUGAUAAGGCCUGUAAGGCUUGUUGAAAUAAGUGAGAUUUUUUUUUUUUUUUUCUAGGAGAAAAAGGUGAGCUUGACCUCAUUGCUUGGGACAACAAAACAUAAUAAGGCACCUCAAUAUGUAAUUUGUACAUCAAGAGCAGUUCCACACUGGAGAGUGUCACUGAAAAAUGACAAAAUUAAUAUGUAACAGCAUUCCUUUCAUGGUAAUGUUUCUUUAUUUUGCAGGUUACCUGUAGUUGACAAACUCUGCUUGGUCUUUGAGGUUGUUGUAAUUGCCUUCAUUUCAGAGACUGAAAUUCACUAACUGACCAAUAUUCUUAAAUCUUUUAAAAUACCAAGAUACCUGAUUUUCACUCUGAUUUAAGAGAAGAAACAGUCAGAGAUCAUUUUUGAAUGUGGACUUGUGUCAUGACAGAAUCGGUACAGAACUCAUGAAAUAUAUACAUAUGUAGCCUUAUUAAAACUUUUAUUCCAUGGCAGACAAUGAGACGAAGUUCAGUUUGUGUUCAUGCUGCUGCUGGCCAUUGUGAUUCCUAAUAUUCACAUUUAAGCACAGACCUGGAAAGUAACUACUUUUAACUAGUUACUGUACUUGAGUUUUAAUUAUUAUUAUUUUAAAUAUUUACUCCGAGUUUUACUUUUAGACAUGAUAAUAAUGAGUCGAAUGAGAUUUGUCAUUUUAGAUAAACAGUCAGUCUGGGUCUCAGACACAUAGGUAUUUUUAUUGUUGCAGGUAAGAGGAAGCAUGUAACUCAUCAAAUUAUAUGCAAAGGCCAUCCCAAAUUUGGUAGUUGGUUAAUUUUAGGGGGGAGAUAAUAAAAUAAAAUGAAGCUAAGGAAAUAUACAGUAAAUAAUUGUUUACUAGUAAUUGCGGAUUUGCUUGCUUAUUAGAAAACCAUGUUGAAAACAAGGAGUGGACACUUGCGUCUUAGGGUCUUUGUUCACCUUUGGUAUAUGGUUAAAAUUUCUGAGCUACAAUGAAGACCCAGACUGACUGCAGAAAGACAAGCCUUUGAGAAAGUGCUAGUUUGUGAUGAAUAAGCUGUAGAUGCUCAGCUGACAUUGUGAAGGACAUUGUUUAGGUGUCAUAGAAUUCAUUGUGUGAUCACUUAUUUUCAAAUGGUGUUUAAAAUCAAAGCUCUGAGCCAGAAAAUAUCGCUGUUCCUUGAAGUCAUACUUACAGCCGACUAGCUCCAUCUUUUCCAAGUCUUCAUCUGUGGAGCUUUACAUUAGUUUGACAACUUUUAGGAUGACAGAAACUCCUUUUUCUGUGCAUCAACUAAUACAGACCAAACUUCGCAUGGUAAUAAUACAUUUAUAUGCCUGAACACAGUUUGAAAGGAAAGUGUGUCACAUGAGCUUUUAAAAAAAUGUAGAAAUUGUGUAAAUUUCAUUUGAUAUGCAGUGUACAUAAAAAUGAAAGUCUAAUUCUGUCUACUUGAGCAUGAACGGUGCAUUGAUUGAAAUGCACAUCAGUUCAAAUGCUAUUUAACUAGGAACAUGGCUGCUAGCUGCUAGUUGUCUGACGGAAACAAAGAAGCCCAGUUCACUGUUAAGGAUUAUUGUUGUGGAAUGAUGAUGUUUGUCUAGGGGGGAUACAUGCGUUUCAAAGUGAUUCUUAGAAAAGUGGAGGGUAAUCCGGCUUUGAAUUACACACUUUGCUGCCCAAGCAAAAUAGUCAACCAGCUGCUCAUGUCACUCCAGGUAUUUCCCAUGGAUAAUGUCAAAUUUCAUUGCUUAACUCAUGCAGUACACUGAGCCUUUUCAGUUUUCUUAGUAUGAGAACUUCAUUCCAGGCACUUGUGAAGAUUAUUGCAGUUAGCUGGAUUGUAAAGUAGUUUAGUUCUGUGUUCUCACUCAUAACCCUUACAUGUGGCGGUCACAUCAAAAUAGUAGUUUGCAUUCAAUUCUUCAACCCAGCUUUAGACACACCUGACCUCCAUACCCCUGUGAGGGGGAAGACAUGAUUGUGAAAAACACCACGACAGAAAUAUAGAUCAAACUGAAGCAAAGAUAAUUUAAAAUGAAGUGAUAUCUAUCAUAUAGAAUUAUAAUCCAUGCUUCAGAUACAACUAAUGCAAAUGUUUGAAAUUUUAUGUGAAAAAAAAAUGUAUUGACUUUAUAUUAAAAUAUUUUGAUGAA
Myripristis murdjan (pinecone soldierfish) is the source of this 4365-nucleotide messenger RNA. RefSeq names its product transmembrane protein 135 (gene tmem135). NCBI's taxonomy places the organism in Eukaryota, Metazoa, Chordata, Actinopteri, Holocentriformes, Holocentridae. The transcript has 15 exons. Bases 216 to 1637 code for a protein of 473 amino acids. The record is from RefSeq and is a predicted model, not a curated record.